Molecule: messenger RNA, 537 nt
Organism: Histoplasma mississippiense
Lineage: Eukaryota; Fungi; Ascomycota; Eurotiomycetes; Onygenales; Ajellomycetaceae
Exons: 5
Coding region: 1-537 (178 amino acids)
Source: RefSeq, a predicted model, not a curated record
AUGGCUGCCACUACUAAGAGCUUGGGCAUCGAUAAUCACAGCCAGUUCCUUCAACUUCAAACUGACCCAUGCAAUGCGGCGAAGAGAGAAGUAGCCAAUGCGUUGUAUGGAGAUGCCGGUCGCUAUCCGGAUGAUGGCGAAGAGGAUGAAGGAAAGGAGGUAGAGAAGGAGCAGGGCUACGAAGACGGUGGUCGGACUCCAGAUCGUCAUGACGGAUCACAAGUGGAACAGCACCUUGCGACAGGCUUGACUCGACGAUGGUUGGCUAGAUGUUUGGAGAUGAGCAAGUUCAUCGUCGGCGUCCUUGCGAAACAGGAGUCGAAAACGACGACAAGGAAGUCUCUCAACGAGGUUGAGAUAGCAAAGCUAGUGAUGGUUAGAAGCAUUCCAGAAAUCGACGGGUUGGCAGCUGCGUGGUUGGCCUCUGUCCGCUCCUGUAGCGAGCCGUCGUCGUGCGAGCCUCCUGCGGCUCUUGUUGGUUGGAGCUCCGCCGGCUACGGAGUUACUGAGCGCGGUGAACAGUGCAGCAAUGGCUGA